AUGGCAGUUGCGAAGAAACCCGUGGCUAAGAAAGCCCAACUUAACCAAAAGAGUGGUAAAAAAGGCGUCAAGGGUAGCAAAAUCCGCGGCAAGGGACAGAGAAGGAAAAUCAGUCUUAAGUUUGCCAUUGACUGCACGCACCCAGCCGAAGACAGCAUCUUGGAAGUAGCCAACUUCGAGAAGUACCUCAAAGAACGUGUUAAGGUUGAGGGGAAAACAAAUAACCUAGGCAAUCACGUUGUCAUCGCGAGGGAUAAGACUAAAAUUAUCAUCAAUGCAGACAUUCCCUUCUCCAAGAGGUACCUGAAAUACUUGACAAAGCGUUACCUCAAGAAGAACAACCUCCGUGAUUGGCUGCGAGUGGUCGCCUCGGCUCAUGACUCAUACGAGCUCCGUUACUUCAACAUCAACGCUGACAGUGACAAUGAAGACAAUGAGGAUUAA
This is a messenger RNA of Danaus chrysippus (African queen), 444 nucleotides long. The record is from the annotation of a GenBank genome assembly. Lineage: Eukaryota; Metazoa; Arthropoda; Insecta; Lepidoptera; Nymphalidae.